GCAUAGUGGCUGCAUGCUGCAGCCUGCACAGACCCCUGGAGCCAGGGCUGGCUUGGACCCAUAACAGAAUUUAUCCCCAGAAAGCCUUUCAUCUUUGCUGAGGUUCUGUUACAGCAUAAAAGUGAGAUCCACAAGACUCCUCUAAGAUGUCUUACAGAAAGGAGCUAGAAAAAUACCGAGACCUAGAUGAAGAUCAGAUCCUUGGAGCUCUGACAGAAGAGGAGCUCAGGAAGUUAGAGAAUGAAUUGGAAGAGCUGGAUCCUGAUAAUGCACUGCUGCCAGCAGGGCUCAGGCAGCGGGAUCAGACGCAAAAGCCACCAACUGGCCCAUUCAAAAGGGAGGAACUCAUGGCCCACCUAGAAAAACAGGCAAAGGACAUUAAAGACAGAGAAGACUUGGUUCCUUUCACGGGCGAAAAGAGAGGAAAAGCUUGGAUUCCCAAGCAGAAGCCAAUGGAUCCUGUUUUGGAAAGUGUGACUUUGGAGCCGGAACUGGAGGAAGCCCUUGCUAAUGCCUCUGAUGCAGAGCUCUGUGACAUCGCUGCCAUCCUUGGCAUGCACACCUUGAUGAGUAACCAGCAGUACUAUGAGGCACUGGGGAGCAGCACCAUCGUGAACAAAGAAGGACUCAACAGUGUGAUUAAGCCCACACAGUACAAACCAGUUCCUGAUGAGGAGCCAAACGCAACAGAUGUGGAGGAAACUCUGAAACGAAUACAAAACAAUGAUCCUGACCUUGAGGAAGUCAACCUUAACAAUAUUAUGAAUAUUCCCAUACCAACUCUAAAAGCUUUUGCGGAAGCACUGAAAAACAACACGUACGUGAAGAAGUUCAGCAUAGUUGGGACCCGGAGCAACGAUCCUGUUGCUUUUGCCCUGGCAGAAAUGUUGAAGGUCAAUAGCACACUGAAGAGCCUGAAUGUGGAGUCAAACUUCAUUUCUGGGUCUGGGAUCCUGGCUAUAGUUGAAGCACUUGAGGGUAACACGUCGCUUGUGGAGCUGCGCAUUGACAACCAGAGUCAGCCCUUGGGCAACAAAGUAGAAAUGGAAAUCGCAAACAUAUUGGAAAAGAACACCUCCCUACUGAAGUUUGGGUACCAUUUCACCCAGCAAGGUCCCCGGCUGCGUGCCUCCAAUGCCAUGAUGAAUAACAAUGACCUGGUGAGGAAGAGAAGACUAGCAGAGGUGAAUGGGCCUAUUUUUCCCAAGUGCCGAACUGGAGUGUAG
Messenger RNA from Cinclus cinclus, 1226 nucleotides. It is a transcript of the gene TMOD1, whose product is annotated as tropomodulin 1. The transcript has 10 exons. NCBI's taxonomy places the organism in Eukaryota, Metazoa, Chordata, Aves, Passeriformes, Cinclidae. Gene Ontology annotation, molecular function: tropomyosin binding. The record is from RefSeq and is a predicted model, not a curated record. Gene Ontology annotation, cellular component: striated muscle thin filament; myofibril. The coding region runs from base 147 to 1226 and encodes 359 amino acids. Gene Ontology annotation, biological process: myofibril assembly; pointed-end actin filament capping; muscle contraction.